UGAAGAUUUUUUUUGUCAUCGCUGGAAUUUUAGUUUACUUCAACCCAGAUGGGUACUUUUAAACCAACCGGUUUUUAACUUAUCUAAAUUAUUAGGUCUACUGGAGAGUUUAUACACUCUUGGGAAGAUGACUGACAGAUCGCAAACUCCUGAGGUCCAAAGCAGGCCUUAUGACUUUAGUCGGUCUGGUGCUUGCAGCAGCCAAGUUUUGGGUCAAGAAGGAAACGUUUCUUUCCAGCUUCCUCACGGGGUUCUGCCUGACCCGAGCCUCUUCUACAGCAAGGCCGCAUAUGGAGGGAUCACACCUGGAUCCGCGCAGACGUUUCUCCCGUUUCCACCCGACUACAGGGGAUCCGACCUGCAGGCUGGGGACUUUGGGCAGCCAAAGCAUUGGUAUCCCUUCCCUGCGCCCGAGUACACCGGGCAGAUACCCGGCGUGACUGCGGCCACCCAGCCUACAAACAUGAGCCCGCCGAUAGCCGAGACUCGGGAGCAAAUCAGAUUACCCGAUAUUAAGACGGAGGAGGACACUGGAGAGGGUUAUUCUACCGACAUGAAGGCUCAGCAGUAUCCGACUCUAGCACCUUCCACAGGCAUGACCCAUGGAGUCUUCUACCCCCCGGCCUGGAACCCCUCCUUCUGGCCUGGGAUCACCCACAUUGCCCCAACAGGGAGCAAUAAUCAAAACCCCUCUGCGUCCUCAGCAUCGUCCCCUUCCAUGUCCCCCUCACCCCCAAGCAACGGGAUUCAGGGAAACUCAUUUUUUAGCGUAAACUCAAACCAGGUUCCUGCUGAGCCUCAGGCGCAGAACCCGGCCUCCAACGCACGGAGCAGUGGGUCCUCAAGCGGUGGCUGCAGCGACUCAGAGGAGGAAAUCCUCACCACUGAAGAACUGGAGCAGUUUGCAAAAGAGUUAAAGCACAAACGAAUUACUUUGGGUUUUACUCAAGCAGAUGUUGGCCUUGCUCUGGGUAACCUUUAUGGCAAGAUGUUCAGCCAGACAACCAUUUGCCGAUUUGAGGCUCUGCAGCUGAGCUUCAAGAAUAUGUGCAAACUGAAACCCCUUCUGCAGAGAUGGCUGGAUGAGGCAGAAACGUCGGACAAUCCUCAGGAUAUGUACAAGAUUGAGCGAGUGUUCGUUGAAACCAGGAAGAGAAAACGGAGGACCAGUCUGGAGGGAGCUGUGCGCUCUGCGUUAGAGGCCUACUUUAUCAAAUGUCCAAAGCCAAACACCCAGGAAAUAACCCAGAUCUCGGAUGAUCUGGGCCUAGAAAGAGAUGUGGUGAGAGUCUGGUUUUGCAAUCGAAGGCAGAAGGGAAAGCGUCUCGCCUUACCAUUGGAUGAAGAGUGUGAAGGCCAGUACUACGAGCAGAGCCAUUCACCAUUGAACAUGGCCCCUUCCCCCAUCCAAAGCCAAGCCUACCCAUCCUCCGGCUACACCGGAGCACCCCCUCCAACCCUUUACAUGCCCCAGCUACACCGACCCGAUGUUCUGAAACAGGCCCUGCAUCCUGGACUGGUUGGUCACCUGACUGGAUAAAGUGGAGGGUAGUCUCCCAACCAGAUCCCAUCUAAACUCGACCUGAGCAUAAAACUGAUCCAGUUUCAGUCGACUAGAUGAAUAAGAAUUGGGAGAAUCCAGCUAUUUGGCUACGAGAAACAUGAGUUAAAGGCCUUGAUAAAAAAAAAAAAAGUGAAUUGUUGAUCAUUUAAGCCUUAAUUCUUUGCAGCUUUUUAAAAUGAUUUUGUACUUUUCGGUAAUGAUGAAGUUAGGCUCAGGUUAAACCUUUUAAUACUGCAGGGCCAAAGAGUAGGCUUAAUUUAAAUGUUUGAGUUACCAUUUCUGUUAUUGUGCAAUAAUUUUUAAGGAAAUGGCAGCUGUUGGUGACACUGGAAACUUAUUUUGUCUUUUUUUGCACAUAUUUGCAAUCUUCAGCAGCUGUAUGAUCGACUGUUUUACACAUUAAAAGCUUAUAUUAACACGCUUUUGGAAAACUGAAAGUGUUUCACCACUCCUGUAUGCCAAGCCUUUUUUUUUUUUCUUAUUUUAAAGGUUCCUGUCAGUCUUCAAACCUGUAACUAUUUUAUAACUUGACUUUUGAUCAGCAUAAUGUAAAAGUUAAAUGGCAGUUUUUUCCCCCUUGAUUAUCUCUGAAGGUGCACACUAGCGUACUUAAGAUGUGCACCUUUUUAAAUUACAAUUUAAUGUUCUUGGCUUUAACCCUGUACAAGUCUCAGUUGAAUCAUCGCUAAACAAAAGUGACUUGCUUUGAAUCUUAUUCCCCUUUGCGUUUUUUUUUGUC
Cyprinodon variegatus (sheepshead minnow) is the source of this 2303-nucleotide messenger RNA. It is a transcript of the gene pou5f3, whose product is annotated as POU domain, class 5, transcription factor 1-like. The record is from RefSeq and is a predicted model, not a curated record. Gene Ontology annotation, molecular function: DNA-binding transcription factor activity, RNA polymerase II-specific; RNA polymerase II cis-regulatory region sequence-specific DNA binding. Gene Ontology annotation, biological process: regulation of transcription by RNA polymerase II. Bases 128 to 1540 code for a protein of 470 amino acids. The transcript is spliced from 5 exons. NCBI's taxonomy places the organism in Eukaryota, Metazoa, Chordata, Actinopteri, Cyprinodontiformes, Cyprinodontidae.